AAUUUACCGAAAUUCCCUUCUUCUUCUUCCUCUCUUCCUCUUCUUCUUCACCCUUUCAAACACUACCACUUUUUUCUUUUUAUCAACCUAUCAAUUAACUUUUUUUCAUCAACAAAUCUACCCUUGUUGCUAAUUUUACCAUAAUUGUUUGUAAGGAGUGGAAAUGGGACUCUUCUCAAGGUUUAGAUCCAGUCAUUCUCGUGAUCUGAGCGUCAAGCUGGCGCUGAAGGACCACAUGAGAACUGACUCAUUCAAUGGAAGUGUCUUUCUGUCUGCUACAUCAGACUCAUCAUCAACAUCAGCCGAGUCCAUGGCAUACAACAAGCAUAAUCAACUCAAGCCCAAGAGAAGUGCCGGCCUACUUUCAAAGAGUAACGCCAAUUCAGCCGCUUCCAGUGCUUGGAAAUCGAGACCUAAAAGUGUGUUCGCGGGACCUUCCGACAAGACUGCAAAGCCUAGACCACUUUCUUCCAUCAAUCUCGAUACUGCUAGUUCGCAUCAACUGUCCCUGCGUCUGGCCCUGCCUCGUCGAACAAGAGAUUCUACUUUGCUCACCGCUCGUAAGCCACCACCAGCAGACAACAUUGAGCCUUUACCACCACAUCAACUGUUGGAUCCAAAGGCCAGAUCACGAUCCAGAUCGCCUGGUAGAACCUUGGAAUUUGAAACACCACAAAAACAAAUUAUCGCCCAAACAAUAGAUGUGCCGGCUGGCAAUAAUAUUCCAAGAAAAAGUUCGCCAUUGGCAAAAGUAGUAUACUCACCAUCCCCAGUUAUACCACCACCUGUAGUAUCACAAAAGGAAGGUCUGUUAUCACCUAUGAGUCCAGGACAACCAAUUGGCGGUGGCGUGAAUGACUCGCAAUUACUGCUCAUGCUUCUGCCAGUGUCAGAAUCAGUCACAUCCAUGAGUGAUCCGCCACUUGGCAAUAACAAUCAAUUCAACUUCAAUCAACCAGCUUAUGUAUAUCAUAAACCACUGACUACCACUCAAGAUAGUUAUGAAGCUGAUGAAGAAAGAGCCAGUUCAACUUCCACUGUUCCCCCAACUCAACAUCCAUACUACGAACAAUGGAAGCAAUAUUACGAGCAAUUAACAUUACAUCAACAACAAUAUAUGAAUAGUAAUCCGUCAUUACAAGGCAACGCCUCUCCUCAAGAUGCAAAUUUUAAUCCCAUGAUGUUUAUGAAUCCAAUGAAUAUGCCACCAUAUUUCUAUAAUCCAUUCAUGCAAAUGCAGCCUCCACCAUCUCCAACCGCUAGUAACAAUGCAUCGUUCCCACAGUUGCCUUUGAAUUAUCUGAAUUCGCAUUUAUUUGAUCCAUACAUGUUACAAAUGCAACAACAGCAACAGCAACAGCAACAGCAACAGCAACAGCAACAGCAACAACAUCAUCAUCAUUAUCAACAGAAGCCUGGUAUGCCAGGCAGAUCUAGUUCUGCAGGUAAUCUUGUAUUAGAACACGAUGACAACACUGAAGCUCAACAUGAUUAUUUAAGUCAAUAUAAGAAAACCAGAAAUAUGAAGAAUGAAUUGAUUUCUGAAGAUAACAGUUUAGUAUCCAAUUCCAGAAAAUCAACCCUUAAGUCAAACAGAUAUCCAUCUGCGCCAUUCCAAUCUAGGAAUGUUGUUAGUGAAUCAAGAGGAAGAGUAGCCUCCGUAGAUACUAAUUUCAAACUAAAUGAAUUCCAUAUUUAUGAAGAAGAUGAAGAAGAUUCCAAGAAUACUACUGAAGCUAGUAUUCCUGCUGCCAACACCAAGUCAAGUCCAUUAAAGAGUGUGGAAGACAGAAGAAGAGAUCUUUCUAGACAUAUUUCUGACUAUAAUAAGUUCUUAUUUGGAAAUGAAGAAGACGAGGAAAAUGAUAGCGAAGAAGAGGAAGCUGAACCAAAGAAAGAUAUGGAAAAGGUCACUUCGGUUGAUCAUCAAUUGCCAACUCCAACUUCUGAAGAUGGAUUAAGCAGAAACGACUCUGAAUCCUCGGCCACUUCCUCUUGUGAUUCUAUUCAAGAUUCUAUUCAAAGCAAUGGAUCUAAAAAAUUUAUUGUUGGUGAUUUGAAAUCCAAGAAAUCCGCUACUUCAGUUAUUCCACGUGAAACGAGUGCUUCUCCUGACGGUAAGAGCAAGAAGAAGGUAUCGCCAGUUUCAACCCAACUGUUCCCACUUCAAAACUCGUCAUCCAGAUCAGAUUUAAACUCGGGUGCACCUUCACCACGUCCACUUUCCAUGAUGCCCUCGAGAUCUGACUUGACUGGAACUGUCACUCCUACACCACGUCCACUUUCUAUGAUGCCACAAAUUUCAAGAUCAAUGGAACCAAUGUAUAAUUCACCAUAUUCGAACCCUGUACUUACUCAAAACACCGAGUAUAGUGGCAGUUCAGUCAGCUUGGGCCACAACAGAAGACAAAGUAUCGCUACUGCUGAAGCCAAGAGAAGAUCAAUGGCCUUCAAUCCAAACAUGUUUAGAGAUCCAAACAUGGGUGGUAACAAGAGAAACAGUGUAGCUGUGUUUGGAUCUUAUAGUCCACCACAUCAACAGCAACAACAUCAUCAAUUACAAGCUCCAGCAAAAAUCAAUGAUGUCACCAUCAGCAAAAAGAUUGAACAAUUCAUCAAAUUAAGAAAGAAGAUCGCUUCAGGACAAAAAUCGCUUGAAUAUAGAUUGUAUUGGGUUAAAAUGUUGAUUGAUGCUACUAAUUUCAAAUUAUAUGCAUAUAUUAAUAUUAAGGGAGACCCAGUUUCUCCUGAACAAAUCCCAAAUAACAAGCUUUUGUUUAUGAAAUCUUCUGAAACUCAUUUGAAUAAAUUGAUGAAGGAAUUAGAAGCUGAUGUGAUUGAAAGAGAAGGAAUCAAGUCUGAGGUAUAUUACAUCUACGGUUCAUUAUUCAAGCAAGAUUAUCUCAACUUGUACAAUCAAGAUUUUGGCAUUGAGAAGGAUGUUGAAAGUGCCAUUAUGUAUUUUGAAAAAGUGUUGGAAAUUAACCCCAAGGAUUUCCGUGCAUUAUAUAAAUUGGGUGAAAUUUAUGAAUUUGACCUUGAAAAUGAGUUUGACCGUGGUGUGCAAUAUUAUACCGAAGCCGCUAAGCUUGGAUAUAAUCGUGCCAUUUUCAAAAUGUCCAUGCUUUAUUUACAUAUCCCUCAACUCAGAUCGGUUAAGUACUUGAAGUAUUUGCACAAUUUAGCCAAUAUUGAAUUACGUGAUGUUCGUUUGGAUGAAGAAGAUCUUGAUGAGAUGGAAGAAAUAAUUGGGUUGGCCAGUUAUGAAUUGGGGAGAAUUUACGAAGGGAUAUAUCCUGGUGAUUUAUCCAUGGAUGAUGACUUUAUUAAGGAUUCAGUUGAAUUAGCCCCAGUUAAUUAUGCCAAGAGUUUGACUUAUUAUAACAAAUCAGCCAGAUUGAACUGCUUAUUGGCCCAAGUUAGAUUAGGUAUAGUUUAUGAAAAGGGAGAAUUAAAUCGUCAGCAGAAUCCAAACAAGUCAAUUCAGUGGUUCAUUAAAGCUUCUUCGUCGCCAUUGUCAUUCAGAAGACAUCCAGAAGCAAUGGUUGGAUUAGCAAGAUGGUAUUUACGUGGUACUGAUGGUCUGAGUAAAUACGUACCAAUUGCAUCUCCCGAAAAAGCAGUUAUGUGGUGCGAUCGGGCAAUCAAAGAGUUCAAUUCUCCUGAUGCGUUGUUCAUGAUGGGAGAAUUGUCAGAAAGAAGAUACACUAAUUCUAAUCCACAAUUGUGGUAUAAAAAGGCAUACGAGUUAGGGUCAGAAGCAGCUGGAGAAAAGUUGGGUUAUGUUUAAAGGUAAAGGAUACAAUAAAUAUUACAAAAAGAGUUUACAGAUAUAGUAAAAGAAAAAGAGGAAAAGACCAAAAAAAAGAAUCUCAUACACAUGAAGCAUCACUCCCAUAUAAAGCGCAUAGUUCAGGAUAAGACAUUUCUUCAACCACAACCACAACCACCACAACCACAACCACAACCACAACCACAACCACAACCACAACCACAACCACAUCCACAUCCACAUCCGCAACCACAACCAACGGGUCACGGUUUUCAAGUUUUUUUAGAAGGUUAAUUAUUCGAGCAUUGCCUGUUCAAUUGCUUAGUCAUUAUAGUUAGUUUAGUUUGUUUGAUUUUGUUGCGAUAAGGUUGUGUUUGCCUACAUUUUUAUUCAUUAUUUAUUUAUAAAUAGUUUUACAUCGUUAUUUAGUUUUAAUUUUAAUAAAUUGCAAUUGUUUAAACUAGU
Molecule: messenger RNA, 4237 nt
Organism: Spathaspora passalidarum NRRL Y-27907
Lineage: Eukaryota; Fungi; Ascomycota; Pichiomycetes; Serinales; Debaryomycetaceae
Exons: 1
Coding region: 164-3790 (1208 amino acids)
Molecular function (GO): protein binding
Source: RefSeq, a predicted model, not a curated record